Molecule: messenger RNA, 873 nt
Organism: Suillus paluster
Lineage: Eukaryota; Fungi; Basidiomycota; Agaricomycetes; Boletales; Suillaceae
Exons: 4
Coding region: 242-601 (119 amino acids)
Source: RefSeq, a predicted model, not a curated record
AGGGGCCAAAAUCUUAUCCUCUCCUCUCCGCAAUGUACCUCCACUCCCCAUCAUCAUUACCUGAAUCAAACCAUGUUCUCGCGAGGACCUACGUUAGCUCAUACAUGUCAUUCCUCAUCAAUUUGCCCCAGGUGCUGCUACUGCAUCCCUUGCUUGCUGCGCUGCAUCCCCCAACGAUUUUACCUCGCAUAGGCGUGCACACCACCGCGUACGUACGCGAUCGGUUGAGCUUGUCUGUAUAAUGAGAUUCCCUGGAUUGAACUCCAACAUCGGACCGACUAUUGAGCAGAACACGGGAACAAUAUCGCUCCCAUCAAGUAUCCGGUCUAUCUGCCACAGAUACUACGACGGCUGUCACGCCGUAGCACAUGUCAUCGAUGUGCAAGAGACCGAGAGAGGCCCGGCAAGGGCUGGGGAAUCUUGGGUACAUUCUCUUCUCGUUCACCAUGCCCUCAAAUUGAGGUGUAACAACGACUGUCAAAUUAUGAAUACAAAACAGAUUCGGUCCCAAGACUCCCUUGAAAUUCUCUCAGCAAUAGAGAUAAGACAUGACUAUGAAGGAUGGGAUCAAGGGAGGGAGAGCUCGCGGAGACAGUUUUAGGAGAACCAGGAUACGGAGAUGGAGAAUAAACCGCAGAGGAUUACGAGUUUGGAUGUCUGGAGCGUUUUGAAGCUUGAAGCUUGACGAAGUUGGCGUUUGGGAGGCUAUGGAUUGACUAUUCUGGAGAAUACAGAAUAGUAAACGGUGAUCUGGAGGAUCGCCAGCGAGGCUCGGGGCAUUGUUUUGUUUCCACCUUGUCUUCCGUUUGUGUGUGUGCACGCCGCCACAUCAUUGAGCGCAUGCUGACAGAUCUGGUGGCGCUGGCGGUUGAU